AUGGUGAGCUCGGAUCCGGACGGGAGCGGAGGCACGCCGGACGUCUCCGAGCUUUUCUGCCACUACAACUCCCUCUACUUCCGCGAUUCCCUCGGCUCGUGCGCCGUCUCAUGGGCCGAGGACCCACUACCCAAUUGUGAUGUAAGUACAUGUGACUAUUAUCCUGGAGGCGGUGGCUGUAUAAUACUUCUUUCGAAAUCCUUAUGUGGAUCUCAUAAUGGAUCUGAUCUGAAGAAUGCUUUGCUUCAUGAGAUGAUUCAUGCCUAUAUUUGCAUCAAAGACAACAACAGUAACCAUGGUGAUCAUGGUGCAAAAUUUCAGAAACUGAUGAAUACGAUCAAUUUGAGUUCUGUAGCUGAUCCCCAUCGACCAGUUGAUGGCUACAGCAUAACUCUGCUCCAUGAGACCCAUAAGAAAUAUUAUCACUACAAAUGUCAAAGCUGUGCCGAUUUUACCAAGUCAACCAAUAUGAGAGGACCUUCUGGUGAUGACUGCAUUGAGAGAAAAGGUCUAGAUGACCCAUGUCAUAAUUCUAACUGUCACUGGCAUAGACACAAGCAGCGGUGCUCGGGUAAUUAUUGUAGAGUUCAAGAAUCAUCACCAGGAGGUCUAGAACUAAAAUGUUCGGAAGCUGUAGAAGCAUUCAAUGAGGUCAAGGUCGAAGAACCUGCCUGUACAAGUUGGCACCCCACACAUACAUCAAAUAAGAGCAGAAGAAGCAAUAGAAACAAGCGGGAAGAUGCCUCUACGGAGUUCCUUCAUGUUGCUGAUAAUGCAGUUGGCUGUUCAGGACUGGAUUCCUCUUCAAAAGACGGGUCUAAUAAGAAAAUCAAAUUUUCAAAGGAUGUUAGCUCUGACCUUCGAAGGACAGAAACUGUUCAGGAAGCACCAAAACGCCCUAGAACAGCUGUACUAGAUAACCAAGAAUGCAGCAGACGGAAGAAAAGGAAACAAAGCAAGCGGUAUGGUUCCUACUCGGUAAUAAUUGAAUGGUUGAAUUACUAUUGUCUUAGUGAGUCGGAUGAAGAUGAGGUGCCAUUGAUCAAUAAGCGAACAGAAAGAAGGCGCCGGCAAAUAUUACAUGAAAUGUCUCUAGCCAGGGAAUCCAACGAUGUUGUUGAGUUUGGCAGCUCAACUUCUCAUACGGUUGGUUCUUGCGCACUAGCUCCCAAGGACAAUGGCAAACUUGAAAUUGUGCCAGCUUCUCAACCUGAAGAAAGAUCCUGCUCAAUUAAUCCUGUGGCUAGCAACGGAGUUGCUGGAAAUCAAACUGGUCAUGAACCUAUGUCUUCUCCAAUGGAUUCACCAAUUAGAGGUGAAAUUGUUGACAUUUCAGAUGGUUGA
Messenger RNA from Miscanthus lutarioriparius, 1344 nucleotides. NCBI's taxonomy places the organism in Eukaryota, Viridiplantae, Streptophyta, Magnoliopsida, Poales, Poaceae. The record is from the annotation of a GenBank genome assembly.